Molecule: messenger RNA, 252 nt
Organism: Helobdella robusta
Lineage: Eukaryota; Metazoa; Annelida; Clitellata; Rhynchobdellida; Glossiphoniidae
Exons: 1
Source: RefSeq, a predicted model, not a curated record
AAGUGUAAUAUAACUCUAGGAUUGAUAAAUAGACAUUUUAUGAAAUUACCUAAACCCAAUUUUUUAAUCUUAUAUAAAUCCCUUGUCAGGUCAAAGAUAGAGUAUGCUGCUUCGGUGUGGUCUCCCUGGUCUUUGAAAGUUAUAGAAGAUAUUGAACGGGCCACAAGAAUAGUGAAAAAUUGUAUUGGAUUCAAUUAUGAGCAGAGAUUAAGACUCCUCGAUCUUCCCACACUGAGGUAUAGACGAAUCAGA